This is a messenger RNA of Exserohilum turcica Et28A, 1836 nucleotides long. RefSeq lists its product as uncharacterized. The transcript has 4 exons. The record is from RefSeq and is a predicted model, not a curated record. Gene Ontology annotation, molecular function: catalytic activity. NCBI's taxonomy places the organism in Eukaryota, Fungi, Ascomycota, Dothideomycetes, Pleosporales, Pleosporaceae. The coding region runs from base 1 to 1836 and encodes 611 amino acids.
AUGGCAUUGACGCGCCUACUGGCUAUUUCAGCGUCAGUCGCUACAUGCAGUGCGCUCACGAUUGCGCAAAUCAACGGCGCAAAGUUCCUGUCGCCGUACAAAGACCAGACAGUAUCGAACGUGACUGGCAUCAUCACAGCAAAAGGGCCCGAUGGCCUCUGGCUGCGGUCGACAACACCCGACAGCGACGAGCGGACCUCAGAGUCGUUAUACGUGUUUGGACGGACAUUUGGCGCCAAUCUGACCGUGGGCGAUACCAUUGUUGUAGGAGGCAAGGUGGUCGAGUUCCGGUCCAACAAAGACUACAUUCCUUUGACGGAGCUGUCGGCGCCGGUGCUGGAGAAGAAGCUGGGUUCCGGAGCGCAGGUGCGGGCGCUGGUCAUCGGACAGGAUACGCUGAGCCCGCCAACGGAGCAGUACAGCAGUCUGGACGGCGGCGACGUCUUCGCUGUGCCCAACAACGUCAGCCAGAUUAGUGUGGCGAAUCCCGAGCUGCAGCCCAAGAAGUUUGGCCUUGACUUUUGGGAGAGCUUGGUGGGCGAGCUGGUCACAGUCAAGAAGCCGACUGCGCUUACCAAGCCGAACCAGUUCGGCGACACUUGGGUGGCGGGCGACUGGCAGGUUUCCGGGCGCAACGGCCGCGGUGGAUUGACCAUGACGGACAAGGACGCAAAUCCAGAGGCCAUUGUCAUUGGGAGCCCGCUGGAUGGAACCAAGAACCCCACCGGCACCAAGAUGGGCGACUCGGUGGAUGAAAUCACUGGCGUCGUUAGCUACGCUUUCGGCUUCUACCGCAUCCUGCCCACCACCGCCAUCAAGGUGACCAAGAGCCCGGCACCUGCGCUGCCGCCUCGCUCCAAACUCGUGUCGAGUGGAAAAUGCGACGGCAUCACCAUGGGCGCGUACAAUGUCGAGAAUCUCGCGCCCAACUCGACACAUCACCCGGAUCUGGCCAACCACAUUGUCAACUACCUGAACAGCCCGGACAUUCUUUUUGUGCAAGAGAUUCAGGAUAACAACGGCCCUGUCAAUGACGAUGUUGUCUCCGCAAACCUCACCUUGACGACGCUGAGUGCCGCCAUCGCAGCAGCCGGAGGCCCCACGUAUGCCUUCACGGACAUUGUGCCGGUGGACGAUCAGGACGGCGGGCAGCCCGGCGGCAACAUCCGUAGUGCGUACCUGUACAAGGCCGAUACUCUGCGCUUGUACAAGCCGAACCCCGGCGGCUCGCUCGAUGCGACAGAGGUGCUUGCUGGGCCUACACUCAAAUACAACCCUGGUCGUAUCAAGCCUGCCAACGCGGCGUGGAGAAAUAGCCGGAAGCCGCUGGUGGCGCAGUGGGAAGUAGUUGGCAAGGCGGAUGCAAAGAAGGCCAAUGUGUUCUUCACGGUAAACGUACACUUUGGAUCAAAGGGCGGAAGCAGCAGUCUCCAUGGCGAUGCACGGCCACCUGUCAACGGGGGGGUUGAUGACCGUCUGGAGCAAUCCCGUGUAACGGCCAAUUUUGUCAAGGCUAUCCUUUCCCAGGACCAGAACGCCCGCAUCGUGACGGCAGGCGACUUUAAUGAGUUUGCCUUUGUGCAGCCCCUGCGCGAGUAUGCCGAUAUUUCGGGCCUCAAGGACCUGGAUGCCGUGGUGCGAACCGACGAGGUUGAGCGGUAUACCUAUCUGUUCGACAUGAAUGCGCAAGAGCUCGACCACAUGUUUGUAUCGCCUGCGCUGGCUAAGAAGAGCAGGGCGAAGUUUGAGCACGUCCACGUCAAUACGUGGCCGGAUUUCAAUUCGCAGGUUAGCGACCACGACCCGUCUGUAGCGCGGCUGGAUGUGUGCGCUUGA